GUCAGCGGCGCGCGGCCCCGCGGCCGUCAUGUCUGUGCGUUGCACCGCGCGCGGGAGAGGAGACCGCAAACCCGGAGCCAUGGCCUGAGUGUCCGACGGGAUGUUUGGCUUAUUCCGGAAUGCGGGCCGAGCGCUGCGUUGGACGUCCCACCUGCUGUACAGCGGGGACCCCUGGAGGGGAGGGCGGGAAAACCCCUUUCCCCUGGGGAUGGGCAACCCACUGUCCAGGAAUCCCUGCUCCACUACGAAGCCGAAGGGGAGUGGGAAGGGGGCAGUAGAGGUGCAGUUGAUGCCUGUGACAGUGACGGAGAUCAGGCAGUACCUGAAAUCAAAGGGCAUUCCCUUCAAUGACGGCUACAGCUGCCUGCAUACCCCCAGCCUGUUCGCAGGCAGGGUCUUCGAGGCAGCUCAGCCACCCCCCAAGGGAUCCUUCCCCCUCUUCAUCGACAAGACUACGGGGCAGUUUGUAUGCAAGGAAACACAGCUGGAAGGGAGCUGGGAGGACUUUCAGGACUGUGUGGAGGUCCUACUGAGGGAAGGAUGGGAUAACUUAGGGCCUGAUGUCCUGCUGAAGAUUCCUGAGAGCGACUGGGAGUUGGAGGAGAGGGAGCUCCGAGCCCGGGAGGUGCGAGAGAUCUGGAACAAAGCUGUGGGCUUCUCACACCUGGAGGAGGACGAGGCCCGGCUGGUCAAACGGAUGUUCGGAAUCUCCAAGAUUUCCAACUCAACUCUGAGCAAGCUUGGCGUCAGGUGCUUCAGGGCCACCAAGAGCCUGGUCGUCCCGUGGUUCGACUUCAGAGGUGCGGGCAUGAAGGGGUUAAAGGUGCUUACAGCUGAGCCUCAUGGGGAGGGGGUUAGGUACACAGAGACCACUCUGCCAAAGCCCAGCAACUACCACAACUUGUUUGGGCUGCUGGAGGCCGUACGGAAGGACGGAUCACUGGUGUUGACGGGCGCAGAGAUGGACUGCUUGGCUGUGAGCCAGGGCACAGGCCUGGCAUGCGUGGCACUGCCCAGGGGAACAAGCUGCUUGCCCCCCGCCCUCCUCCCUUAUCUGGAGCAGUUCCGCAAGGUUGUCCUCUGGCUUGGUAGCGACCUCCGCUCCUGGGAAGCAUCCAAGGCCUUCGCCAAGAAGCUGAACCUGAAACGUUGCUAUCUGGUACGGCCGGGCUCAGGGCAGCCCAGCCCUCGCGAAGCACUCGACCGAGGCCUGAACCUGGUCAAGAUCGUCAGGGGAGCUGUGGCUGCCAGCCACAAGUCUAUUAUCACCUUCCGGCAGCUACGGGAAGAUGUGUUCGGGGAGAUGGCCAACAUGGAACAGCUGGCCGGCGUCCAAUGGCAACGCUUCACUGGCCUCAACAGGCUCCUCAAGGGCCAUCGGAAAGGGGAGCUCACCAUCUUCACUGGUCCCACAGGUAGCGGGAAGACCACGUUUAUCAGCGAGUGCACAUUGGACCUGUGCAUACAGGGAGUGAAUACCUUGUGGGGCAGCUUCGAGAUCAAUAACGUGAGGUUGGCCCGCAUCAUGCUGACACAGUUUGCCCGGCAGCGACUAGAGGAGCAGCUGGAGGAGUAUGACGAGUGGGCGGACAGAUUCGAAGACCUACCCCUCUUCUUCAUGACCUUUCAUGGUCACCAGAACAUCAAAACUGUGAUGGACACAAUGCAGCACGCUGUGUACAUGUAUGAUAUCAGCCACAUUGUUAUAGACAACCUGCAGUUUAUGAUGGGACAGGAGUACCUCUCUGUGGACAAGUUUUCUGCCCAGGAUUUUAUGAUUGGGACUUUCAGGAAAUUUGCCACAGUUAACAACUGUCACGUGACCCUGGUUAUCCACCCCCGCAAGGAGGACGAUGAGAAGGAGCUGCAGACGGCUUCCAUCUUCGGCACGGCCAAGGCCAGCCAGGAGGCUGACAACGUGCUGAUUCUCCAGGAUAAGAAGCUGGCUUCUGGGCCAGGCAAGAGGUACCUGCAGGUCACCAAGAACCGCUUUGAUGGUGACGUGGGAGUCUUCCCCCUGGAGUUUGACAAGAGCUCGCUCACCUUCUCUGCCCCAAAAGUCAAGUCCAAGCUCCGCAAAGUGAAGGACGAGCCUGGAGUGCUGGCUGCGAAGACAGGCAAGGAAAAGAAAUGAGAUGGAAGACGGUGCUGGGCCCUUUGCCUCAUCUGGUCUGGAGUUGUAGCUGGUGUCUCCGAGUGCCAUUGGACCCAGCGCCCAGUGAUGUAUAAAUGGUUUCUUGCUACACAUGACAAAUUAAUGUUACAUGGAGUAUUUAGUAUUAUUUACUACUGUGAUUGAAAAAGUAUGUGCUAAUUUAUCUUUUGCCCAUUCUUCCCUCCCACCACCCUACCCCGCUCCCAUAGGAACAUGGGAAUAGGAGUAUUCAGCCCCUUGAGCCUGUUCCACUGUUCUAUUAGAUCAUUGCUGAUCUGAAGGGUAAAAUGCAACUUUUCCUAACUUGUUUUGUGAGCUAAUUAGCACACGUUCCGAUACAUCACAUUUUCGAGCAACAACUUGAUGUGCCAGUUGGCCAAUUAGAAACAUCUCGUUUUGGAGUCCUGUAGUAUAGAGGUUGGAGCGCUCACCUCAUAAGCGAAAGGACCUGCAUUUGAUUCCCGGGCAGGACAGGGUGAAACUUUAGGCCAGUUUCCUUACUCCACGCACAUAUCUCUGUUUACCUAGCAGUAUGUAGGAACCCGCUUGUUAGUCGAUUGGUGAAUCAUUUUUCCAUGGGUAAUAAU
Callorhinchus milii (elephant shark) is the source of this 2742-nucleotide messenger RNA. RefSeq names its product twinkle mtDNA helicase (gene twnk). The coding region runs from base 101 to 2134 and encodes 677 amino acids. The transcript has 6 exons. NCBI's taxonomy places the organism in Eukaryota, Metazoa, Chordata, Chondrichthyes, Chimaeriformes, Callorhinchidae. Gene Ontology annotation, molecular function: single-stranded DNA binding; ATP binding; 5'-3' DNA helicase activity. The record is from RefSeq and is a predicted model, not a curated record. Gene Ontology annotation, biological process: mitochondrial DNA replication. Gene Ontology annotation, cellular component: mitochondrion.